Messenger RNA from Cucumis sativus (cucumber), 969 nucleotides. Its product is annotated as ribonuclease DdI. The coding region runs from base 53 to 808 and encodes 251 amino acids. Gene Ontology annotation, molecular function: RNA binding; ribonuclease T2 activity. Gene Ontology annotation, cellular component: extracellular region. The record is from RefSeq and is a predicted model, not a curated record. Lineage: Eukaryota; Viridiplantae; Streptophyta; Magnoliopsida; Cucurbitales; Cucurbitaceae. The transcript has 2 exons. Gene Ontology annotation, biological process: RNA catabolic process.
UUUUCAAUUUACAUAUAACUUAGAAAACACAACUUUUAUUUUACAAGAAAAUAUGUUGAUGGCAAAGAAGAAAAGUUUAUUUAUUCUCCUAUGCAUUUUGAUGUUAAAUCUUUUAAUUGGGGAUGCCUUGAAUGGGCUAGAAGAGAACAUAGCUUUCACGGAAUCCAAAAAUGAUCAUCCUAGUUUCUAUGGUUUGGAGAGGAUGAAAGAAGUUCCAUUUGAUUAUUAUCAACUUGUAUUGCAAUGGCAACCAGCAACUUGCAGCAAUGCCAUUUGUCUAAGACCCUGGUCGUCGAGGUUUAGCAUCAACGGUCUAUGGGCUGCCAGCUAUUCUCGCCCUAUUGGUCGUUGCACUGGCAACGGAUUUCUUCAACAAAACAUCACGAGCAUUAGAAAAGAGUUGGAUGAGGAUUGGCCGAGUUUGGUAAUAAGUGCAAACCCAGCAGUAUGGAGUGAAGCAUGGAAUUUACAAGGCACAUGCUUUGAAUCUCCAACAUUCCAAAUCAAUGACUAUUUCCGAUUAGCACUAUACCUUUUUUGGAGAAGCGAUGUGCAAAAAGCACUUCAAGAAUCUGGGAUUGAACCAAUAAAUGGAAAGCAAUAUGAAAAGUCGGAUAUUGAAGCAGCCAUAACCAAAAGCUUUGGGAAGCCAGCAUUGCGUUGCAACUUGAACUUAAAGUACUUACUUCAGUCUCAAUUGUCACAAGUGUUUCUUUGCUUUGAUAAAUGUCUUGCUCACAUCGAUUGUCCUUCUAAAUAUUCUCCUGCCCUUGGAUGUCCUACAAAGAUCCUAUGGAACAAAACAUAGUUUUAACUUUUAGUUUUUCCUGGAUAUGCAAAGGGAUAAAUUAAAUAAAUAAACAAAACUUCAUUAUUCCCUUUGCCUCUUUUAAUUUGCUUUGUGUCGGAUUAUAUGACUAUAUGUGUACGUGUAUCAUCUCAUCAUCAAUAAAGUUGCUACUCAUAUCA